AAGAAAAAAAAAAAAAGAAAGAAAAGAAAAAGGAAAAUUCGAAGCCGAAAAAUCUCAAAAUAUACGCGGACCCGUUUAGGCAGAUGGUCUGUGCGCCAUGUCAUCAGGUGAUAUCGAUCACAUCAGGUGAUACCACAUGAUCCAAGAUAUCUAUCAGAUUAGGAAAGCGGUGAAUAGCUGAUGUCAAUGGCGAAACUGGAUAAUGCGCUAAACCUGAUGCGGGAUGGUGCGGGGUUCAAGGAGCGGAUCCGUCUUUCUUACUUGAUCCGAGAGAGUUCAGAGUGCGAGGUCGAACCCCGCGGGAAAAAGGGAAACGGGAGAAAAAGUGCGAGGUCGGUGUUCAACUUUCUUUCUUUCUUUUUUUAUUUGACCUUCUUUCUCGCAGUGAUCUUGGGUUGGAUUCGCACUUCCUUGCAUUGUCUCAAUCGAUCGAAGAAAGGUUCGACAGGGUUUCCAUCCGUCAUGGCGCAGAAGUCAGCUAUCCUCUCCGUCUACGACAAGACCGGUCUGCUGGACCUGGCCAAGGGCCUUGUCAAGCACAAUGUCCGUCUGCUCGCGUCUGGUGGUACGGCGAAGCUGAUCCGCGAGGCUGGAUUCCCCGUUGAGGAUGUUUCUGCCAUCACCAACGCCCCCGAGAUGCUCGGUGGACGUGUCAAGACCCUCCACCCUGCCGUGCAUGGUGGUAUCCUGGCUCGCGAUCUGGAGUCCGACGAGAAGGACCUGGCCGACCAGAAGAUCGCCAAGGUGGACUACGUUGUCUGCAACCUCUACCCGUUCAAGGAGACCGUCGCCAAGGUCAACGUCACUAUCCCCGAGGCUGUCGAGGAGAUUGACAUUGGUGGUGUGACUCUUCUCCGUGCUGCGGCCAAGAAUCACUCCCGCGUUACCAUCCUCUCUGACCCCAACGACUACCCCGAGUUCCUGAAGGAGCUGGAGGCCGGCGAGGUCACUGAGGAGAGCCGCAAGCUGUACGCCCUCAAGGCCUUCGAGCAGACUGCCGACUACGACUCUGCCAUCUCGGGCUUCUUCCGCAAGCAGUAUGCUGGUAACGGUCUUCAGCAUCUUUCUCUCCGCUAUGGUACCAACCCCCACCAGAAGCCUGCCGCUGCCUACAUGGUCCAGGGCAAGCUUCCGUUCAAGGUGCUUGGUGGAUCUCCCGGCUACGUGAACUUGCUCGAUGCCCUCAACGCCUGGCCGCUGGUCAAGGAGCUGAAGCAGGCCCUCGGCUUCCCUGCUGCGGCGAGCUUCAAGCACGUCUCUCCCGCUGGUGCUGCUAUCGGUGUUCCCCUGAACGAGAAGGAGCGCAAGGUCUACAUGGUUGAUGACAUUGAGGGACUCGAGAACUCCGGUCUCGCCCAGGCUUACGCCCGUGCUCGUGGCGCUGACCGCAUGUCCAGCUUUGGAGAUGUCAUUGCCCUCAGUGACAUCGUCGAUGUCCCCACCGCCAAGAUCAUCUCCCGUGAGGUCUCGGACGGUGUCAUCGCCCCUGGCUACGAGCCCGAGGCUCUCAAGCUCCUGACUGGCAAGAAGGGCGGCAAGUACCUUGUUCUCCAGAUGGACGAGUCUUACGUCCCUGCUCCUCAGGAGACCCGUACCCUCUACGGCGUCCAGCUUACCCAGCACCGCAACGACGUCACCAUCACUCCUACCAAGACCUUCAACACCAUCGUCACCCCCAAGGACCUGAAGACCCUUCCCGACUCUGCUCUCCGUGACCUCACGGUGGCCACCAUUGCUCUGAAGUACACGCAGUCCAACUCUGUCUGUUACGCCCUGAACGGCCAAGUCAUCGGUCUGGGUGCCGGUCAGCAGAGCCGUAUCCACUGCACCCGUCUGGCCGGUGACAAGGCCGACAACUGGUGGAUGCGUUUCCACGACCGUGCUCUCAACCUCAAGUGGAAGAAGGGCACCAAGCGCCCCGACAAGAGCAACGCCAUCGACAUGCUGUGCUCCGGCCAGGUGCCCAGCAACGAGAUCGAGAAGGCCGAAUUCGAGCGGGUCUUCGAGGAAGUUCCUGCUCAGUUCACCAAGGAGGAGCGCGAGGCUUGGCUGAAGCAGCUGAGCGAGGUUGCAGUCUCCUCGGAUGCUUUCUUCCCCUUCACGGACAACGUGUUCCGUGCCGCCCGCUCCGGUGUCAAGUACAUUGCGGCCCCCAGCGGCAGCCAGAACGACGGCGCUGUCUUCGAGACUGCCGAGAAGCUCGGAAUCGUGUACGUCGAGCAGGGCACUCGGCUGUUCCACCACUGAGCUGGCUCUCUGUAUCUUAGCGACAAGACGACAUUGACAUAUGAAUUCCCGAAUACGCAGCUGACGAUAAAGUCUGGCGUAGUUUCUUUUUCUUUUUCUUUUUUGGUCUGAGUUAUAUAAGCAUUUCGUUUUUCUGUGGGAAAAGAAGGAUAUAGACAAAAAUAUAUCAAGGACAAUUCAACUCGUUCUGAUUCAAAUGCCUCGUCUCGUAAACUUAAUCAGCCAUGACAUUGUAAUUAAUAUCUAGAUCCGUAUGGGCUGUAUAUAUUGUGAGAGCACGUUAUGAUCUAGAAAAGUGCUUUACCC
Paecilomyces variotii is the source of this 2553-nucleotide messenger RNA. Its product is annotated as cytidine deaminase-like protein. Gene Ontology annotation, molecular function: phosphoribosylaminoimidazolecarboxamide formyltransferase activity; IMP cyclohydrolase activity. Gene Ontology annotation, cellular component: cytosol. The transcript is spliced from 5 exons. Gene Ontology annotation, biological process: 'de novo' IMP biosynthetic process. The record is from RefSeq and is a predicted model, not a curated record. Lineage: Eukaryota; Fungi; Ascomycota; Eurotiomycetes; Eurotiales; Thermoascaceae. The coding region runs from base 181 to 2247 and encodes 688 amino acids.